AGAAAGCGCCGCUGCUCAGCUGUAGUCCACGCCUCCUUCCCGCCCCGGUGACAGUCUCUGCGGAAAGUCGCGUUUGUGAUUUCUGGAGAGCACCCAACGGGACGACGGCGGUCCUGCCUGGUCGUUCGGGCCAAGCGACGAGGAAACGGUUUCCUGGCGAACUGCCCACCCCACCCCGCGCCCCUAGGCAGCCCGUACCUUUAGGGCCUGAGGAUGCUGAGAUCUAUGUGGAAUUUUCUAAAACGUCAUAAAAAGAAAUGCAUCUUCCUGGGCACAGUCCUCGGAGGAGUAUAUAUCCUGGGAAAAUAUGGACAGAAGAAAAUCAGAGAAAUACAAGAAAGAGAAGCUGCAGAGUACAUUGCUCAAGCACGACGACAGUAUCAUUUUGAAAGUAACCAGAGGACUUGCAAUAUGACAGUGCUGUCCAUGCUUCCGACCCUGAGAGAGGCCUUAAUGCAACAACUCAAUUCUGAGAGCCUAACCGCUCUGCUAAAAAACAGGCCUUCAAACAAGGUGGAAAUAUGGGAGGAUCUGAAGAUAAUAAGUUUCACAAGAAGUAUCGUAGCAGUAUACAGUACUUGUAUGCUGGUGGUUCUUUUGCGAGUCCAGUUAAACAUAAUUGGUGGAUAUACUUACCUGGAUAAUGCAGCAGUUGGCAAAAAUGGCACUACAGUUCUUGCUCCCCCAGAUGUCCAACCGCAAUAUUUAUCAAGUAUUCAGCACCUCCUUGGAGAUGGCCUGACAGAAUUGAUCACGGUCAUUAAACAAGCUGUACAGAAGAUUUUAGGAAGCAUUUCUCUUAAACAUUCUUUGUCCCUUUUGGACUUGGAGCAAAAACUAAAAGAAAUCAGAAAUCUAGUUGAGCAGCAUAAAUCUUCUUCUUGGAUUAAUAAAGAUGGAUCCAAAUCUUUAUUAUGCCAUUAUAUGAUGCCAGAUGAAGAAACUCCAUUAGCAGUCCAGGCCUGCGGGCUUUCUCCUAGAGAUGUUACAACUAUUAAACUACUCAAUGAAACUAGAGACAUGUUGGAAAGUCCAGAUUUUAGUACAGUUUUGAAUACAUGUUUAAACCGAGGGUUUAGCAGACUGCUAGACAAUAUGGCUGAGUUCUUUCGACCUACUGAACAGGACCAACAUAGCAACUCCAUGAGUAGUCUUUCCAGUGUCAGCCUGCCAUUAGCUAAGAUAAUUGCAAUAGUAAAUGGACAGAUCCAUUCAGUUUGCAGUGAAACACCUAGUCAUUUUGUUCAGGAUCUGUUGAUGAUGGAGCAAGUGAAAGACUUUGCUCCUAAUGUGUACGAAGCUUUUAGUACUCCUCAACAACUGGAGAAGUGAUUUCUUUUCCUUCAAGAAAAACUACAAUGGAAUUCAUUUACUUUUAAAAAUAUGCUGAAUAAACCAACUAUAUAUAGGGUAAUGAUUUGUUACCAAAAUGCCUAAUAAAAAUAUAUUCUUAAUCAAA
Molecule: messenger RNA, 1459 nt
Organism: Leptonychotes weddellii (Weddell seal)
Lineage: Eukaryota; Metazoa; Chordata; Mammalia; Carnivora; Phocidae
Source: RefSeq, a predicted model, not a curated record